CUCGUCGUCCAACCUAAACUCGAGUAUUGUCGACGGAAUCAAUCCAAGCACGGUAGACAAGAAGAAGAUAUUUUGCCCCAAGCCCAAAGGUCCCGGUAGCAUCAUGAUGCGGGAAGACGAGGACGAAGCGCUGGUAUCCGCCAAGGGCAGCGCUUACAAACUGGAUUGGGUUGAACGCACCGUGCAAUUGGCACAGACCUGCAACCAAAUAUUGUCGGCCAACGCUUGUCGUCUCUGUUACGUAUACGUUGAUAAGCAGGUCGAGUACGAAACUCGACAACAACAACCGUACGAGGGGAACGGACGCGCCGCCAACUCGAAUCGCUCGCCUCAUCCACUCCCUGGGGCGCUUGAGCGUGUGUGGACUCAAACAGCAACCUCCCCACACUUUUCCAUGGAAGUUGACUUUUAUCGUCAGUUAUUGUUCGACGAAGAUUCCGUCGUGGAUGCAGUCAGUGAGAGAGACCCGGAUUCGAAAGACGAGGAAGAUGAUGAAACAGAGGAAAUAGACGAAACCCUGCGCGCCAUAGCUACCCAAUGUAGUCGAUGAACCGUGAAGCGAGCUGAACGGGAAGCACUUUCGGUUUUGGUUUCGUCAUCCUCAGAUCUCCACGUCGACUCGCUCUCAAUUGCCGGACUGCGCAGCUUACCUAGGUAUUUGACAAUACAAUUGAUGAAAGAAGACAAGGCAUGGUGCAACCUGUUUACAGAAUAUGGGAGAAAAUAGAAACGCUUUUGUGAGGGGUCGUAGUCAUUGCGAAAUUGACACCAACUAUGUCCUCCGACUGUGGAAACCAAAUUUCAGGAUUCGCGCUAACAGUAAGACCUCGCUUACAGUUAACUAUAAACCGGAACGUGUAUUCUUUUUU
Phaeodactylum tricornutum CCAP 1055/1 is the source of this 869-nucleotide messenger RNA. RefSeq lists its product with no specific name. Bases 104 to 550 code for a protein of 148 amino acids. NCBI's taxonomy places the organism in Eukaryota, Bacillariophyta, Bacillariophyceae, Surirellales, Neidiaceae. The transcript has a single exon. The record is from RefSeq and is a predicted model, not a curated record.